AUGUUCCACGUGUCGCGACGUGCGUGGGGCUCCUUCAUCCUCAACGCGCGCGUCAUUCCCGACUGGUGGCAGGCGUUUCACAGGGAGGAGCGCCAUCGCGUUGCCCGCGCACGUAUCACACAUCUGCGCUCGCCCAGCGGGGAGAGUGGGGAGCAGAGAGACAACAACGCCCCCAUCACGUCGCAGGAGGCCAACGAGCUCGUAAAGACGUACACGUGCAACCACAACGUGGAGGAUCUCAGCUUCGUUGUGCAGUACAUUCGAGAAACACUAGAGGAGCCACUGGCACCGCUGCACUACCACGCAUUGUUUCGGGUAUUCAGCUACACACGAGACAAGGAAAGUAUCGAGCAGCUCUUCCACGUUAUGGCCCAGCGUGGGGAGACCAACAUGGAGACCUACGCCCGUAUCAUCGACGCUCUUCAUUGCCUCGCUCCUAUCGAUGCUCUUGUGCGUAUUCUUCGUGUUAUUGCGAUCACGCAAACUUCAUUUGGGACUCUGAUUACCACAGGAGAGUGCCCACUGUUGACGUCUCUCCUCCAACAUGUCACUAACGGAAGCGGCUACUUGCCCACCGCAGCGCUGCUCGUGGCGCUGUGGAUCCGAGCCCUCGGGGUUCGGCUGUGCGACUGGGACUACAUACACAUUUUGUCCGCACUUCUCUCACACGCUGAUGAGUUCCCGCGUGUGCGGAACACUUUGGGUGUCUUCAGCGAUUUUCCCCGUGGUACAGUGAGUCCCGCGGCGUUCUUUGAGCGGUUGGAGAGCCGUGGGGAAUUGUCGCCGGCUUCAAGCCCAUUGAGCUUGCUCGUCUCCGCCAUGCGGGCAUCGCUUCUGCAGGCGGGCGUGGAUAUGAAUACGCCUGUUGAGUGCGGUGUCAUUAACACGAGGACUGCCGGCAUGUCGUCCAUGGUGGCGUACAUCCUACAGGACAUGGCAUCCACCGCCGCCACAGGGGACUUCUUCGGUGACGUGCUGAGCUGCCACCAUACACUCGCGUUGCUGUACAGCACACUGCGAAAUGACACUGCGGCAGUGGAGACACUGCACGAAGUGGUGCGCGAGGUGCGGUGCCAGGAGACGGCAGGCGCAGCAGGUCGUGCACGCCUUGGCACGUCGCCGCAUGAUGAGUGCGUGCACCACCACUACCUCAUGGACGUGGGAAGUCUGCUCAGCCGUGUCAGCACAAAGACGGCUCAGUCGGUGCGUCUGGGCUACGCCCAGCUGGCACAGACCGCGAGCUCCGACGUCUCGGAAAAUGACAUUGCGGCUGCAGAAAGCUAUGCGAUUGUGUUUGUGCGGAGUAAUGACGAGGCGGAGGAGGCGCUGCGCCAGGUGUCGGAGAGUGUCGAUCUCACGUAUCACCGCACGCGGCUCCCCACAAAGUUGAUGUUCCGACGCUUCGUCGAGCUCUGCGUGAGACACCCAAGGAAGAAUUGCAAAAUGACGGCUGCCGGCUUGGAGGAGCGACGGAAGUGGGGUCGCUACCUCGACGCACGUGAUACCUCGCUUGCCUUGUUUGGUUCGGCGAAGCAAGCGCGGGACGCUAUGAAAUAUUUUUUUUACAAUGAAAACAAGAUGCCAGAGCUGCGCAGCCCUGCAAUGAUCGAGAAGGAUAUGAACGACACCGUGGCGCUGUUCAAGUGGAAGCGUGCACCUAGCAUCGCAUCGCUUCGUGUACGUACAUCACUCCCGCACGUCUGCUGCCCAGCGGACCCCGUUCCGCGUCAUUUGUGGGACCCAGAGGUGUACAAUCCGUACCCACGGGUGAUGCUGCAGACAAGCCCAAUGGAGGACGAGCGCAUUACGGAUGAUAUUUUUCAAGAAUUAUGGCGCGUCCUUAUGAAUCCGUCUAUUGUGGGUACUGAUCAGUGGUACCUGCGGGACUCGGAGAUGUAUCUUCUGCUGUUGCGUUGUCUCAUUCAUCGGCUUGAUUGGGAGGCCGCUGUCCACCUUACCCUUAAAACAAUGGAGAAUCUGACAUACACCUAUAUGAUGGAUCAUGAAGUAACGCUGAUGUUUAAAGAAAUAGGUGACCCUGCUGGAUGCUUGGCGUUUAAGGUGGCCACGAAGCUGUUCGAUGGACGCAUUGUGAAGGAUGGCCAGAGCAAGCGGGAGAAGUUCCACCAGGAGCAAUUUGGCGAGGAUUGA
Trypanosoma grayi is the source of this 2151-nucleotide messenger RNA. RefSeq lists its product as hypothetical. Bases 1 to 2151 code for a protein of 716 amino acids. The record is from RefSeq and is a predicted model, not a curated record. The transcript has a single exon. Lineage: Eukaryota; Euglenozoa; Kinetoplastea; Trypanosomatida; Trypanosomatidae.